Nannospalax galili (Upper Galilee mountains blind mole rat) is the source of this 1421-nucleotide messenger RNA. Its product is annotated as aldo-keto reductase family 1 member C15-like. Gene Ontology annotation, cellular component: cytosol. Gene Ontology annotation, biological process: progesterone metabolic process; prostaglandin metabolic process; doxorubicin metabolic process. Gene Ontology annotation, molecular function: bile acid binding; androsterone dehydrogenase [NAD(P)+] activity; aldose reductase (NADPH) activity. NCBI's taxonomy places the organism in Eukaryota, Metazoa, Chordata, Mammalia, Rodentia, Spalacidae. The record is from RefSeq and is a predicted model, not a curated record. The transcript is spliced from 10 exons. The coding region runs from base 160 to 1137 and encodes 325 amino acids.
GCUGCUUUGUGACUGGCAGAGAUUUCUGCAAAUUUUGCAGCUUUUGUGAGUCAUCACCCAUACUGGGGAAGGCUUUUCCAUGAUGUAGCUGCAGUUCUGUCAGUCACUCUGGGUUCUAUUAACAAAGAAGGUACUUGCUGUGUCUUUCCAGAAGGGUGAAUGAAAAUGAGAAAUAGCAAUCAUCUUUCUGUAAAACUGAAUGAUGGACAUUUCAUGCCUGUACUGGGACUGGGCACCUCUGCUCCUAUGGAGGUUCUUAAGAGUAAAGUAGAAGAGGCCGUCCAGAUAGCAAUUGAUACCAGGUACUGCCAUAUUGAUUCAGCUUAUUUUUACCAAAAUGAGGAAGAAAUUGGACAGGCAUUCCAGAAGAAGUUUGCUGACAGCACUGUGAAGAGAGAUGAGAUAUUCUAUACCACAAAGCUGUGGAGCACUUGUUUCCGUCCGGAAUUGGUUAGAGAAAGUCUGGAAAGAUCACUCAAGAAACUUCAGUUAAGCUAUGUGGAUCUUUACCUUGUCCAUUUUCCAGCAGCUAUGAAGCCUGGAGAGGAGCUUCUCCCAAGGGACCCAGAUGGACAAAUAAUAUUUGAUACAGUGGAUUUAUGUGUCACCUGGGAAGCUAUGGAGAAGUGUAAGGACGCAGGAUUAACCAAGUCCAUUGGGGUGUCCAACUUUAACCAUAGGAAUCUGGAGAGGAUCUUUAAUAAACCAGGGCUCAAGUACAAGCCUGUGUGCAACCAGGUGGAAUGUCACCCAUACCUCAAUCAGACCAAGCUAUUGGAGUAUUGCAAGUCUAAAGACAUUGCGAUGGUUGCGUAUGCUGCAUUGGGGUCCAACAGAGGAAAGGAAUGGAUAAAGAAGGAUAAUCCAGUUCUCCUGGAGGACCCGGUUCUCAACAGCAUUGCUGAAAAGCACAGAAGAACACCAGCCCAGGUCGCCCUGCAUUACCAGUUGCAGCGGGGUGUGCUGGCCCUGGCUAAGGGCUUCAAUGAGAAGAGAAUCCAGGAGAACUUCCAAGUUUUUGACUUCCAGUUGACACCAGAGGAUAUGAAAAUCCUAGAUGGCCUAAAUAGAAAUAUUCGUUAUGUUAAUGAUUCCAUGCUUAUUUCACACCCAGACUAUCCAUUUUUUGAUGACUAAUAGCAAUUGAAUCUGUGGUUUCUUCAAACUUCUUUGAUUUGGGCUGAUGCAUAGAAAAUACCUCAAGAAUGAGAAGCUGCCUGGCUGACUUUAUAUUGCUCAGCUGGAGUACCUGUAUUAGAGACGCCUCUACACACAGUAUUAUUCAGCAAAGAAAAUAAAGAUACGUUUCAAACAGUUUACCCUCCUACAGUUUGGGCAUUUACUUUUCAUUUUGAUGUUGUUUGUUUCAUUGGUUUUCCUGUAAUGAAUUUUAAAUGCCAUUAAAGCACUAAAAAAAUCAA